This is a messenger RNA of Phasianus colchicus (ring-necked pheasant), 2336 nucleotides long. It is a transcript of the gene CMTM7, whose product is annotated as CKLF like MARVEL transmembrane domain containing 7. Lineage: Eukaryota; Metazoa; Chordata; Aves; Galliformes; Phasianidae. The record is from RefSeq and is a predicted model, not a curated record. Gene Ontology annotation, cellular component: membrane.
CCCAUCCCGUCCCGUCCGGUACCCCUUCUCCCGGUCCGGGCCGCAGCAGAGCAGCGGAGCGGCAGGACGGAGCCAUGUCUCACGGGGCGCGAGUGAUCCGCACCGGGGUGAGCAGCGCGGGGCCCGCCGCGCCGCCGUCGGCCGCCGCCUCCUCGGCGGGCUCGGACGCCGAGCUGCUGGACGGCGCCUAUUUCCGCUCGUGCGCCGGCAUGCUGAAGGUGGCCCAGAUGAUCUCACUGCUGGUCGGAUUCAUCAGUGUAAAUAAUUCUCAGUGGACAGAUUACAGUGCAUACAGCUACUUUCAGAUUGUUACCAUGUGCGACUUGGUUAUGAUUUUGUUCUUCUACAUAAUCCACAUUUUCAGAAUCUACAGGUCACUCACUUGUGUUAGCUGGCCACUUGCGGAAUUUCUCCAUUAUUUAAUUGGUACAAUUCUGCUUCUCAUUGCAUCAAUUGUAGCAGCAUCAAAGAGUUACAAUUUGACUGGACUAGUGGCUGGAGCGACGUUUGGAUUCCUAGCUACAGUCCUUUGUGUUUUAAGCAUAUGGUCAUCCUACAAGGUUUCUUGCAUCACGCAGUCAACAAAUGCAGCUGUAUGACUCCUUCAUCUCAGCAAGAUGUCUGCCUUACAAAAUACUAUACCAAAGAGGACCGUCCAUCACUGAGGAAAGAAUGUGGGUAUUUUGUUAUUAGUCUGGACAGUCAGUGGCUUUUGAAGAUCUACUUGAAGUUUUAUGCAAAACAACAUUAUGAACCAAAGUUUUUUUGUUGCCCUCAUCCAAAGAAGUUUACUUCCCCCCCCAGAAGAAGCAUAUAAUGGAGAACCAAUUUUUUUCUGAGCUUUACAGAGAACUGCUGCUUCUGUUUCUCAAGCUGGGCUGCAGUCAUUUCCAGCUAUUUGCCUUAAGUGCCUUUAAAACUCAUUUGGAGAGUUGUUUGGUUCUCUUUUCAAAGGGAUGAAAAAAAGUGCUUCUGAUUUCCUCUAUCUGUUUACAGAAGGGAAAUACUGCAAAUUUCUGCCUGAUUCUUAACUUCCAAGGCUGUUUUUUCAACAAAGGAACUGUUACAAACUGAUUUGUGAAUGGAUAAGCUGACCCAAGUUCAGAACCAUGGAAUUUUUCCAACAGCAGCUCAGCCCUAUCAAAAAUUAUGAACUGCAACUUGUAUAAAUCAUUGCAAAUACUCCCUUCUAGCCCUGGCAGUACACAAUGAAAUCAGAUCAAUCAAAAAUUAUUAUUAAAAAAUUCUCUCAGCCAAGUACAGGAAAUACAUAUUGAAGAAUAAGCUUGAAUGGUUUGCGGGAUCUUUUUCUUUCCUUUUCGUAAAUAGUUGUUGGUGGAAUGGACAUUUUGAAGACUUGUUCUGUAGGAAAUUUCUGUGUAUUUCCAAGAUGUUAUUCUCUUUGGAAUCUAAUGGUGUUUAUGGAAAGCCCAUCGCAAAUAGUGCAGCGUGCUUCUUUCUCUCUCUUACAUGUGGCUUCCCCCUUCUGACUAUGCUGGGAUCCAUGUUUUCAGAGCCUGGACAGAGUUUUUUCCAACCUGAUAUUGUUAUGAAGCUGUUUGUAAAUUUAAGAUGGAGACAAUGCUGUUAUUUGCUUUGCACUUCUGUCUUUCUGAUCUUUUCCAUUUCUGGUGAACUGGAAACUUUUUGCAGAAAAAAGUGAAGCUCAAGUCCUCUUCCUUGGUGCUCUUCCCUUUCAUGUCUUGCUGUGAAGCAGAACUUGCAUUUGUAAGCUGGUCUUUUCUGUGAGGACAAUUGCAGGACAGUGCAGUGCAUUUCAGCAAAAUAAAAUAAAAUAAAUUAAAAAUUAGGAUUUAUAUAUUUUACCAGACCCAGACUGGAGGAAAGAAGCAUUUUCUGGCCCGCUGUUCAUUUUUCUACCUGUCUUAAAUUCUGCAAAAAUACUGCUAAUUAAUUUAAUUAAUCAUUAAUUUAAUGAUUGGCUUUUGAGAAAUGUUUUUGUGCCCCGUAGCACAUCAACGUGCGUUGCCAUUUGUUAUGUAUGGGUCUCUGCAUUGAUUUUUUUUAUUUUAUUUGUUUUUCACUCUUUGACAAGAGAAAAGGGCCAACUUCUAAAGUUCUAAGAAUCUUGAGAAAGUGAAAAUAACUGAACAGACAACCUGGAAAGGCAGGAAUCUCCUUUCUUGUGGUGCAUGGUUUCUGUGAUUCUUAUUGCUUUCUUUCCCUAAGUGACUUAAAACAACACAGAACAGGAAACAGUUUGAAUGCAUAGAAGUCUACUUCUUGUGGAUCAAGAAACCUGUGUUCACUCCAAGAUAAACUGCUUCAGCAUGAAUACAGAAGGUUAUUCAAAUAAACCUUACUUUGAUUGAAAA